Messenger RNA from Protopolystoma xenopodis, 1008 nucleotides. Lineage: Eukaryota; Metazoa; Platyhelminthes; Monogenea; Polystomatidea; Polystomatidae. The record is from the annotation of a GenBank genome assembly.
AUGUUGUCUCCAACUCCGAGGCAUUCUCCGAUUCCCCCUUCGAAUGGGCCUACAAUUCAUGUGACUCAAUCCCCUACAGCUGCGAUUCAUUCUCAAGAUUCAUCAAUUGAUCCAUCAUAUACUUCCUCUUUCAAUUCCAUCUCAAUUUCAGCCUCUGAAUGUGAAUCAUUAUCCGAUUCCUUUUCCGAUUCCACCUCCGAAUCGGCCUAUGCUUCAUUUCUGACUCGUACCCUAAUUCGUAGUCCGAUUCAUCCCCUGAUUCACCCCUCAAUUCACUCAUUGUUUAAUCUCUCCAUUCAGUCUCCAUCUACACUUCUGACUCACAGCAAAAAAAAAACAGAAUGGCGAAUUGAGGCGUUUCGUCGAGUCGUUGUCCCACGGCUCUGUCCCCACAGGCUGGCUACCGCUCGGCCCAACUUUCCACAGGUUUGGGAUGACUCAUUGCCUCGUCUCACUCAACCGGUGCAACCACGUCUCUCAACUGUCACACACACACACACACACACACACACACACACAAACAGCAAUCUUCGGGCCCAGAUCUCGACUCACAUGCAGACUGUCGACAAUGCCACAGUCAAGGCAGACCAAUCUGAGCUGGCCACCAGAUCCGCCGUCAUCCGUGCCGUGGCACAAAGCCGAGUCAAGUGUUCAGCACCAAUCAGAAGUCGACAUUUAGAUUACGUAAAUAUGAAGAAAUGUGACGCCUCGGCCCAUCUUUCCACGGCCGAGGCACUCUGCUGCUUGUCGCGCUCUACUCACAGCGUCGUGCUGCCGCGCCCCCGACAGACGCCUGCCGGAGAGGUCUAUCACUCGUGGAAAGUGGUGAGCACAAGGAAGUCGGCUGCGUCACUGCGUCACAGUUUCUGCCACCCAACCAGCUCUGCCGACUCGAUCUUGCUCCAGUUACCGGUUCUCGUGCGCCCAGCCACGGGUCGUUUGAACUUUCGGCGUAAAAACCGAAGAUAUGUGGUCGCAAUCUGCUUUGGUUGUACAAAAGUGGUUUGA